UUUCACCUUGCUAGGUCUCUUCUUCCUGCUGCACUGUGUACUCCCGGUGAACUGACCUUAAGCUUCUGCGUGAUUUGCUGUCUUCGCCUCCCAUCUUGCCAUGCAAGUUUUAGAGUUACACCACCAUGUUUUGACAUAACUUCUUGAGGCUGAACUCGGGGUGUCAAGCGUAUGUGUCAAGCGCUUUUACUGCCCAGCCAUCUCACCAGCCCCACGCCCAGCUUUCUUACCCUUUGCAACAACCCUGUCAGUGGCCAUCAAUGCCCCCAUUCCACGCAGGAGCAAGCCGAGGCUCUCGGAUCUGCAGCUGCUUCGGGAUUAGAACUCGCACCCCUGAGGCAACUCCAGGCUCCUCCCCCGACCGCCCUUCCUCCACGCUGCCUCUGGCCGUGCUCACCACAAGCCUCACUGGGGCUACAGAGCUAGGCUUGGCUCCGACCUCGUUCCUCCUCUGAGGUGGGUCUUGGGCACGAGGGGCCAGACCCCCACGGUGGCAGCGCCGCUGAGCUGACGGUGGGCACAGCCCCUGGAGCCGUGAGCAGGCACCAUGGACUGGAAGAAGCUCCAGGACCUAUUGAGCGGAGUGAACCAAUACUCCACAGCAUUUGGGCGCAUCUGGCUGUCGGUGGUCUUCGUCUUCCGGGUGCUGGUGUACGUGGUGGCGGCUGAGCGUGUGUGGGGUGACGAGCAAAAAGACUUUGAUUGUAACACCAGGCAGCCUGGCUGUACCAACGUGUGCUAUGACAACUUCUUCCCCAUCUCCAACAUCCGCCUCUGGGCCCUGCAGCUCAUCUUCGUCACGUGUCCCUCCAUGUUGGUCAUCCUGCACGUAGCCUACCGCGAGGAGCGGGAACGGAAGCAUCGCCUGAAGCACGGGGAGCAGUGCGCCAAGCUGUACAGCCAUCCCGGCAAGAAGCACGGCGGCCUGUGGUGGACCUACCUGCUCAGCCUCAUCUUCAAGCUCAUCAUUGAAUUGGUCUUCCUGUAUGUCCUCCACAGGCUCUGGCAUGGCUUUACCAUGCCACGUCUGGUACAGUGUGCCGGUGUGGAACCCUGCCCCAACACCGUGGAUUGCUACAUCGCUCGGCCCACGGAGAAGAAGGUCUUUACCUACUUCAUGGUAGGUGCCUCUGCCGUCUGCAUCGUGCUCACCAUCUGUGAGAUCUGCUACCUCAUCUUCCACAGGGUUAUGCGAGGCGUGAGCAAGGUCAAGUCUACAAAGAGCAGCAGCUCCCAGAAGUCCUCCAGCCGAGCCUCCACCUGCCGCUGUCACCACAAGCUUCUGGAGAGUGGGGAUCUGGAACCAGACACAGUCCCAGUCGACGCCAAGCCGAAGGCGUCAGCGCCCAGCCUGACCCCCAUUUGAACCGCGCGCCUGGAGACCGAGUGAAGCGGGGAGGCGCUGCAGGUGGGAGGGGUCCUGGGGGGGGUACUUGGUACCCCCCAUUUUGAAUUCACUAAGCUAGCCAAUUCCGUUUGAAGCAGAUAUUUGUGGGCGCUGGGCUUUGUGCUGGCUACCUGGUAGAGGUAACAUGGCAAACCCAGCUUCAGAGAGACAUUUAGAUUAGCAAAUCCACCACAUGCAUGCAAGGGUCUGGUAGCUGAGCUGGUAAGCAGGGCUUCUACCUACCCCAGGGGACUGCCAGGCCAGGCAUCUUCUCAGAAAAGCACAGAGGAGGAGGGGCGAGACUCUCCAAGAAGAGACAGCAACAGCAAAAAAGAACUGCGGGUCACAGAGAAGAGGGGCUGGCCCUGGACUGGGGACAGCCAGCCAGAGGGAGUCUUUACUCCCCCACAAGAAGCUGCUCGGUUCCUAGGUGGAAUGUUCUGGAGGCCAAAGAGCAAAUGUGGAAAGUGGUAGCAAGUCUUGUCAUGUCAGCUGCUGUUUGAGACACUCGGGGGUCCUCUGGAUCCCCUUCCCCAGCCUCCGCCUUCAGGCUGCAGUACUCUCCUUCCUCCAGCAGGGUGCUCAGCCCACCGCACCCUGUGGCCAGGACCUUGGGGGCAUGCAUGGAAUGGGAAUACAUCCAAGUCAGUUUCCUUUAAGGCAAUAAAGUUGUGUUUUAUACAA
Messenger RNA from Peromyscus maniculatus bairdii (prairie deer mouse), 2071 nucleotides. It is a transcript of the gene Gjb3, whose product is annotated as gap junction protein beta 3. NCBI's taxonomy places the organism in Eukaryota, Metazoa, Chordata, Mammalia, Rodentia, Cricetidae. The record is from RefSeq and is a predicted model, not a curated record. Gene Ontology annotation, biological process: cell-cell signaling. Gene Ontology annotation, molecular function: gap junction channel activity. Gene Ontology annotation, cellular component: connexin complex.